AUGAAUCAUAUUAUUUCCGUCUUGAAAAUUCCUCAAGAUCGUGAUAGUGGGUUUAUUGCUCUCGGAGAGAUGGCUUUAGCACUGGAUGGGGAACUUAGCCAUUAUUUGUCGACCAUAUGUACUCAUUUACGCGAGGCAAUUGCUCCCCGUAGGAAUAAACCUUCACUUGAGGCCUUGGCAUGUGUGGGAAAUAUAGUAAAAGCAAUGGGCCCUACUAGUACCAAUAAGUCUGAGGUAUGA
Molecule: messenger RNA, 240 nt
Organism: Lathyrus sativus (Indian pea)
Lineage: Eukaryota; Viridiplantae; Streptophyta; Magnoliopsida; Fabales; Fabaceae
Source: the annotation of a GenBank genome assembly